Messenger RNA from Penicillium egyptiacum, 4317 nucleotides. The record is from the annotation of a GenBank genome assembly. NCBI's taxonomy places the organism in Eukaryota, Fungi, Ascomycota, Eurotiomycetes, Eurotiales, Aspergillaceae.
AUGCUCCGUGACGAGCUCCUACGAUCUAAAAAUGAUGAGAUCGCAAAUGAUGAAUUUGUCGCUAAUUUGGUGGUUAGAAACUGUUUGUCGCGCAGAAAGCGCAAGCUCAGCGCAUUGUAUCUAGCCACGGUCGGGUUUGGCGCGACCGAGGACGCUCAUUACCACCAGAAAGAACAGGCCUUCCUCGACGCCAAUGAUCUCUCCAAAGGUCGUUAUUUCAAUGAAGCUACUCUUCCACCGCCAACCCAUGCGCGCGCGCGCUCGCCAAGUCGAAAUGCAACCCCCCCGACAACCGCUGCCCCCACCAGUGCCAAACCUAUCGCUGGGAUCACUUCACCCUUAACCGUCGAUGGCAGAGCUCCUCAUGCGACCGAGCCUCAACAGCGCGGAACGCCCGUUCUUGACCAACCUCAGCCCGCGACACCUAAUCUCCCGCCUACCCCGGUGGAUACAACCGGAACACGCCGGCCAUCAGUGCCAGUCAUCAGCCCUAAGCUGCCAAAGGAUCUCGACGUGCCACCGAUCGCUGAGCGGUCCCUCGACUCGUUGCGCGCAGACCAGAAAGGUAGUGUACCGGUAACAGAAACGCCGCUUAGUGCCCACGACCAUGACGGAAAUCAAACGACGAUCUCCCCCCACUUGUCGAAGCCAGCUGCGACUGGAGUUGCGUCACUGGAGAUUCCCUCCGACUCUCUUCGAAAGAAACACGAAGCACGAGCCUCUGUUACCUUGGGCCCAUCUCAACAUGCACAACCACCAUCACCUGCCUCGUCCAUUGACCCCUACAAUAAUAAUACACCCGUUCCAGUUGCCGCAUCACCAGACACUAGCCCCGCGGAAGAAGUGACUGAGGAUGUUGGGACAAUUGAUCGCCCAAAGCACAAGCAUGACCGAUCUGCCCAUGCUCGCCCGAGCUUAGUUCCCUUAACCCCAGACGAGCAAUUGCGCCUUGAAGAAGCUCAGUCGAAACCUGAUAAACCCUUGAAUGAUGUGAUCGCUGAUCUACCUUCGUCGAAAGAGGUGAUUGUAGAGAGCGUGGACAACGGGGCCGAUACCGAUCGCAUGGAUAUCGACCAGGAACCUGCCCCCGUCCCCUCAGAAGCGAAAACACCACAAGAACCACAGCCGACUGUGCGAGACUCUUUGUCGCCAACUGCACAAGCUGAGGCCGUUGCAGAUUCAGCUCUCGAGACUCCUACGGCCAAAAAGCUUUCUAUCACACCUACUCAACCUGGCUUAGCCCAACCAGAGCGCAUGACCACUCGGGUGUCAUCAGGAGCCAUCCGACACAAAUCUGUUUCCGAGAUCCUCGGAGAGACCCCAAAGAGUGCCACUCAUGAUAGAACCCACCUAGUUACCCCAUCUGAUCAAGGCUCUCCUGAUUCUGUCGCACGAAUGCGCUUCAAGGACCGGAAGGAGCGGGAGAAGGAGAGAAGCCGACUCUCGACGGUCGUGUUUCCCAAGCAGCCAGCUCUGCAGGAGAAAGCCGACUCUAUGGACCUGACGCACCGGGACAUGGAUGCAGUUGCCAAGCUGAAUGAGGAGCAAGACUAUCUUUUCACAUUAUUCUUGAACAGAGCGUACGCUCCUCCCCGGGGAACAAACCUCAAUACUCUGCUGGCAUCCGCGCAUAAGACCUUGAGUACUAGCAAUCAUCUGCUUGAAUACCGAGAACAGAUGGAUUGCCGUACCCUCCGGCGCAUCUAUGAGCUUCAAAAUGCCAACCGAUGGCCAUUACGACAAUUAAAACGCUCUGUUGAACCUCCCCGCCAGGGCACACAUUGGGACGUUGUUUUAGACCACAUGAAGUGGAUGCGAACCGACUUCCGGGAGGAGAGAAAGUGGAAGAUUGCUGCUGCAAAGAGUUGUGCCGAUUGGUGUGUAGAAUAUGUCAACAGUGACGCGGAACAUCGGACCUUACUUCGUGUCCAAGCAAAGAUUCCAACGGCAACUCUGGCAGAAAAGGAUUCCUCUAAGGCGGUUCUUAGCCCACCCUCCGAGGACGUUGGUGAUGAAGUGUUUGGUGUUUGUCAUCCCACUCCGGAUCUCAUCCCAUCCGCCGAGGAAGAAUCAGUCAGUGAUGGGUACAACGAUGAGCUUCGACACGACAUUCAUGAUACAGUUGCUCCUGCGGCUAUUUUCUCUCUGGGUUCGGAUGAGUUCAACUUCUCAAUUGAUAUGACCCCCGCCGCCGAAAAGCUGUUAGACGAAUUGCCGAUAUAUGGACCACUCCAGAUCGCCCCUGGCACGAACGGACCGGCAUUCAAAGUCUCCCCUGAUACAGUUUGGAAAACGGAACUACUACCAGUGUCCAAAUUUGCAUCGACGAAGAUUACCUUCCACGAUGACGAUCAUCCUCGCAAGCGGAGCCGAUAUGACUACUCCCAGUACGGCAAUGAUUCGGAUAAUCGGAUCACCGAAUUGGCACCCGAGCAGACGAACGUUGCGUUGUUCCGACCAGAGAAUAAGCCAAUCCGUGAUCGGAUUCACCCUGGUCAUCAAUUCCGGCCUCCGACUGAACACCCCAUGCCAUCUGUUGGUUUCUUUGAAUCACGUUCGUCCUCGCAAUGGACUUUCGCUGAGGAUGAUGAACUGCGACGUUUGGUCAAGGAGUACUCUUACAACUGGUCUCUAAUUUCCAGCUGUCUUACCCCAUCGUCACUCUUCACCUCUGGCGCCGAGAGACGGACUCCGUGGGAAUGUUUCGAGCGAUGGGUAGGACUCGAAGGCCUUCCGGCAGAUAUGUCCAAAACCCAAUACUUCCGAGCUUACCACCAGAGGCUUGAGACUGCCCAGCGCACUGUUUUGGCCCAGCAGCAGGCUGCCCAGCAACAGCAGCAACAGCAGCAGCAACAGCAAGGCGCCAAUGCUCAGCCUCAGCCACCUGUCCGCCGGAGAACUACUCAGCCUCUUCGGGUUGACCGGAGACGAUCUUCGAAGCAUCUUGCUCUGCUUGAUGCUAUGCGAAAGCUGGCCAAGAAACGGGAAACUAUGCUUCAGAAACAGCAGCAUGGUAUGUUUGAAAUAGAAGCAGGUCACAUCGUGCCAAGAACUCAACUGACAUUUCAUUUCUUAGCUUCCCACCUUGCUUCAUUGCGAAAAGCCAACGAGGCUAACCAGCCCAAGCCUCCGAUCUCGUCACCGGCUGAGUUCAGCCGGUUGAAGUACGACAGAGAAAUGAAACUGCAGGAAAGGCAGGAACAAUACCGCCAGCAAAUGAUUGCGCAGCAAAGGGCUACUCUCGCAGCGCAGCGUUCCGGCCAAGUACCUAACCAGCAGCAAAUGAUGAAUGCGCCGGGGCGUAACAACACCAUACCCCCGACUUCCAAUCCUAGCCUACCAAGUGGAACUCUGAACGGAAUGACAAACGGCAUGCCCCCUAGUACCGGUGUCAAUCAAGCCCGCCCUCUCCCAAUGCAGAACAUGCCUAAUGGUGCACAGCCAAAUGGUCAGAUGCCUAAUGGAAUGGCCAUGAAGAUGAUGCCGCAAGGUCAAAUGCAGCAAACACCAGGGGCACGACCAGGCUUGCCAAUGCAAGCCUCUCCUGAUAACACGCGCGUGAUCCGAGAAGCCAAUCGAUUGCAGGAGCAGCAGCGUCUUCUCCAGUCUCGGCAACAGCAGCAGCACCCCCAGCAGGGUCAGCAAUUCCACAACCCGCAGUUUGGGUCUCAGGGAUCGCCGAACAUGAACAUGUCGAACGUUAAUGGUACUCCUAAUAACCCUGCUAUGAUAGCUGCCCUCCAGAACCAAGGGGGAAUGCAGAGCCCGUCGUUCCACGGUAAUACACCACAAGGCGUCUCAACUCCAUCGCCUCGUAUGGGCCAGCCCAAUCCUCUGUCAAGCGGGGUUGUACCCCAAAUCAGCACUCUUCAAAGCCAAAUUCAACGCACGAACCCGAAUAUGCCCCCCGAGCAAGUGACCAAGCUGGCCACGGAUCGACUCAACCAGUAUCAGCAGCAGCAACAGCAGCGCUUGUCCCAACAAGCAGCGAUGAAUGCUGCUGCAGGUAGCAUCAAUGCGAAUGCCGUCCAAGCCAACUACCAAGUUCCCCACGAGGCUAGUUUCCAGGCUCCGAACGGUGGUUCUGCGAUGCAGGUCCCUCAAAACCAAGGGUUCUCCCCAAUGAUGCGGGUCCCUCAGCCCGGCCAACAAAGCCGCGUUGGCCCUACUAGCUCGCCUGCUAUGAACGGUGCUGCACCCCUGCCCAGCCGCAGUGCCACUCCUCAAAACCAGCGCAGCGGCAGUGCGCAAGCUGGCGCCGUCCAAGCUUCCAGCAAGAGCCCGCACGCUCCGGCAGCCCAGACUGCGACCAGCUAG